CAUGCGCAACAGAAAGUAAAGGAUGCCGAUGUGGCGCUAAACCUUAAUUCCCUCUAUUUAAAACAAAUAUUCGGAAUGAAAGCGUUAAUUCUGGCCGUGCUUUGUGUCUGCUGCUUUGCUGCGGGGAGUGAAGACGAUAGGCUGCCUAAUAAAUGCGAAGUGUGUAAGUUUCUGACAAUGGAGCUGCAGGAGGCUCUGGAGAAAACUGGUCGCUCCAAAGAGGUCCUGGAGGUUGGAGAGGUACUGGAGACAGGCAAGAGGAGGAGGAAGAUUAAAUACAAUACCUCAGAAACUCGGCUUACUGAGGCGGUGGACAACAUAUGUGAGCGCAUCCUGCAGUAUAACGUCCACGCUGAGAGGCCUGGCAGCCUCAGAUACGCCAAGGGUUCCAGUCAGACCAUGACGACUCUGAAGAAUCUGGUCAACAAAGGAGUGAAAGUAGACCUGGGUAUGCCGUAUGAGCUCUGGGACGAACCGUCGGCGGAGGUGACAAAUAUGAAGAAACAGUGUGAGACGAUGCUGGAGCUGUACGAGGAGGUGGUAGAGGACUGGUACUUCCACCACCAGGACCAGAGGCUGGAGAGCUUCCUCUGUGAGAAUCACGUGCUAAAGACGUCAGAGCGAGAUCAGCGCUGCCAGGACUCUAACAAAAACUAAAAAAACGACGACGACAUCAUUCCAGUCCUCCAUCGGCUCCCUGUUUCUGCCCGCAUCCAAUACAAGAGCUGCCUCCUCACCUAUCAGUGUGUCCAUGGAAACGCCUCCAGUUCCCUUAAGGUACCCCACUCCCCACAUCUCCGUUCAGCAACUUCAUCACAACUCCAAAUCCCAAGGACCCAAUGAACUUCUACAGGAGAGCGGGCCUUCUGCACAGCUGUGGAAAGCUCUCCCAGAUCACCUCAGAGUCUUCAAAACGGCACUAAAAACCCUGGUUUUUAAAAUCUGAAAUAUUCUUUUUUAUUUAAUUUCAGUUUUAUUUUUUUGUCUUUUUUACACUCUUUAUUGUAGUACUUUGUGAUCAGUAAAUUGAUGUAAAGUCCAUGAUAAAUAAAUAUUAUUACAUACAGUUUAUAAAUAAGAGUGAACAUGAAUAAUUAAAUGAAUAAAUGAAAAGAAAUAUCUAAAUAAUUUGUUACGUUUCUUUGCCCUUCACAGUGUAAGAAUUUAAAAUACACGAAUAAUUAAAAAAUAUGAGAUAAAUUAAAAUAAUUUGAAAUACUAGAUGAAUAGUGAUUUACUUAAUUUUAACAAAUGUCAAUAUAAACCACAUUUCUUCUUAUUGUCUUCAGUCCGAGUCCAUUUGUUCAGCUGCACAAUCUUAGCAUUUCCUCAUAAACAUUGUUUACUGAAAAACUAAGAAGCAUCAAUUUUAAUCCAGUUUUUCAUUAUGUUAAUAUUUCAUUUACUCUGUUAUCUGACCUUAAACAUGAUCCGUGAGAGAACCUAUUCCAAUGCAGUUGGGCCAGAAGGUCUGGGUGAUCUGAACGACCCAAUUCCAAUCUGUUCACCUCCUUAAAAAAAAUCUGAAUUUUGCCGCUUCCAAAUCUGGUGCUAAAUUGGAUUUGUAUCCAAUAGUUUUCAAAGCGUCCACAGUCAGAACCGGUUAUGUCGCAUUUUAUCUGACUUUCACGUCAUCUUCCCGGCUCUGGCUUCGCAUCCGCACAGACUUCUCUACAGCAGCAACACUCACUGCUCCACAAGAGGCCAUUGUUCAUAGUGGUGAAGUCUCUUUUUCCGUACCUUUCUUCGUCUUGUUAUGAUCUGGUCAUAAUUACUUCCGUAAAUAGUGAGCUGCUGUGUCACGUCUACGUCACUUUGAUCGACUCAAAAAACAAAUAGGAUUUCAAAUAACAACUUAAGCAUCAAGACCUGCAGUGUGAACGUAACCAUAGAUUCCAGUCAACCAGGGCUGGUGUCUUGCAAACUUUAGAUCCGUUUCUGCUUCAACGCACCUGAAUCAGGUAAUUAGGUCAAUAGGGGAACUCUAGAGAACCUGUUUGCUUGCUGAGGAUGUAAUUGAGCUGUAUAAUUCAGGUGUGUUGGACCUAAGCUAAACGUUGCAGGACAAAGGCCCUCAAGGACUGAAUUUGAGACCCAUGGUGUAAAACAGAGGUCCCCAACCCUGGUCUUCAGGCCCCACUUUCCUGCAUUUUUAGGUGUUUCCCUGCUGCUGCACACCUGACUUUUAUGAACGGGUGACAAACAGCCUCCUGCUGCACGAUGAGGAGGUAAUGCAAUCAUCUAAAUCAGUUGUGCUGGACAGAGACACAUCUAAAACAUGCAGGACGCCGGCCCCUGAGGACUAUGUUUGGCCACCUCUGUAUUAUUGUAUUUAACCAUUUUGUCGUUUAAAAAAAAAUAAAAUCAGUUUUCCUAGGAAAAAAAAAAGUUCUGCACCUUGAAUUUCCUAAAUUAUGUAACAAUUGAAAGGACUUUACUUAUUUUAUUGGCGAAACACCAGCGAUUAGUUGCUUAUAAAGUGUACGUUAUCUGAACCAUACAUAUGCGUUUG
Molecule: messenger RNA, 2512 nt
Organism: Girardinichthys multiradiatus
Lineage: Eukaryota; Metazoa; Chordata; Actinopteri; Cyprinodontiformes; Goodeidae
Gene: cnpy4
Product: canopy FGF signaling regulator 4
Exons: 6
Coding region: 76-657 (193 amino acids)
Cellular component (GO): endomembrane system
Molecular function (GO): signaling receptor binding
Source: RefSeq, a predicted model, not a curated record